Messenger RNA from Aspergillus welwitschiae, 591 nucleotides. RefSeq lists its product as uncharacterized. The transcript has a single exon. Bases 1 to 591 code for a protein of 196 amino acids. NCBI's taxonomy places the organism in Eukaryota, Fungi, Ascomycota, Eurotiomycetes, Eurotiales, Aspergillaceae. The record is from RefSeq and is a predicted model, not a curated record.
AUGAGCGCAUCGAACGUUCUAGAUACCCAAAAUGCCUUUAACUCAGGCCCAGAGUUCACUGCUUUAUUCGCGACGAGCGUGCUGGUCGGCGCUGCUCUUGCGGUCAGAACAGGAAACGAGUUGAAGAGUAUUGGCCUUCGUUUAGGGGAAAUUCGCGAUGAGCUCGGGGCCCAGACAACGGCUAAAGUGCAAGGUUGGGAGACACAGGGAUUCGGUGCCUUUAUUUACUGGUUCCUAGAAGACGAUAUCAACGACCACGGUGGCGAAGCGUCGAUUGGUCGUCACGCAUUUUACGUGUAUAACCCAACUACGAGCGCCAACGUCUUAUUCAAAAAGAUGGUCCGCGAGAAGCCAUUACCUGCUUCGUUUGGUGGGUUCAGCUCUGAUAUAGAAGGGGUAAUUCAUUUGAUGUGGGGAAAUCGACAGUCUCUCAAUAGGAAGGUCGGAAGGGAAAAUGCAGACAAGGUUCGAUUCCAUCUCCUUAUUCCCGCCAAAAGGACCUUUGUCACAUCUGAACCGAUGGCAAUUGAUCACGGAAUUGGGAAACUUAUUAUUAAGGGUCAUAAGGAGGACGGCAUCUGCUAUCUUUGA